AUGAGAGCCGGUAUUUCAGACGAUAGGCAUACGAAGCAGGCUGUACUAAAGAGUGUACGAAAUUACUUGGGUGCUAAAUUACCAAAAAUGAUUGUGUCCGAAAAGCCUUCUGUCGAUGCAGGCCACGAAGAAACGCUACGGAAUUCAGGAUCUCCUGUGAGAUACCAGUCUGCUGAUGUGAGUCUGAGUGCCACGAGCCAUUCCCUUUUUCAGCCUGAAAAUACGCUAGUGACCGGAAACCAUAGCAAAAUUACCACAGAGGCGAAGCUGCUACAAAAGAAGGAGAAAAUAGGUUUAAUUGAUCCGACACCACUGGUUUGGAUAGAAACCUUAGUGCCAGUUUACUACCAGACUUUUGAAAUGCAGGAAUCCACAGAUCAUGUCACCAAAGAGUUUGACAACGUGGAUGAGGUAAAGGUGUCACCCGGGAAACACAGAUUUGAAAGUGACGAGCUGUCUGAUGAUUUUAAAACCCCAAAGCGCGGGCCAGGAACAUCUCAGCUUAUCGGAGACGAAUGUUCAUUUUCAACAAACAAGGAAACUGAGCAUUCUGGUGGACAAAGUCCAGAAAUUUUAGACUUUGUGGGAAUAGAAACCACACAUCAUCCAAGUGCUAAAACUCUAGAUCCUCCCCUUGAAGAUGCAGAAUUCCUGGAAGAAGAGAUUCCAAAACAGAGUGCGACAAAAACGCAAGCAUCUCAGAAUGAAAAAAUUUCAGGAUUUAGUGCUGAAAAAAAUUUUGGAUCUUUAAGUGGAGAAGUUUUGGAGCCUAUCGCAUAUGAAACUCUGUCUUUUUCGGGCAAUGAAAUUCCAGAAUCUAUCACAGAUGGAGCUGCAAAAUCUUUUAACAAGGAAAUCAGUGGAAAUACCGAAGAAACAGCAUCAGGUUAUGUUGCUUCGAUUGAAUCUACUGCAGGUGAAGUUCCCUUAUCUUCAGAGAAAAAGACCUUAGCAUCUGAAGAUAAUGAAACCCAUAUAUUUCAAUCUUCCGCAUUUAUCGAGAAAAAGAUAUUAGCGUGUAAUGUUCAAGGAGUCUCAGAACUUGCCCAAGACGAGGCUUCAAGAUCAACCUAUGAGCGAGUUCCAGAAUUUAGAAAAAAUGAAGCGUUCGGUUUUUCGCUUCUGGAGGAAUUUAAAUCAGAAGCUGUAAAAAAUGUAAAGGAUGAAAUCACUGGAGAAGCUUUCGGCUCUUUGGACGAAGAAAUCGCAAAACAUGGCAAAAACGAAGCUUUAGGUCCUUUGAUGCCAACGCAUAUCGGAAAAGAGACCUCUGGAUGUGCUGACGAAAAUGCUGUGGAACUCCAUGAAGAAAUUAUUGCUGGAUCACAAAACAUAGAAACCCAAGAACUUUCUAGAAAUGAAGCUUCAGAAUUGAGGGAUGAAAAAGACAUGAAAUUUGUCGAAAAAGACUUAGUGGUAAAAGAAGUUAUAAAACCUAGUGAAGAUGAAAUUCCAAGCAAACCCAGCGGAGACGAAACUCUGAGCUUUCUCGACGAACAAGUCCUCGAAGACACUGAAAACAAUGCGGUAAAAUGUGAGGAAUUUUUAGAAAACAUUCGAAAAAAGACACCGCCGCGUUCAGAUGAAAGUGCUGUAGGUAUUUGUUCAGAAGCUUGUUUAACAGAAGAACAAACUAUUCUAGAAGUACAAGUAAAGGAUGAAAGCCAAAAGCGAAAAUUGGAAAUUUUGCACAUGAUAUCUUUCCCAAGCUUGGAUGCUGCUGAAAUUUUAGUAAAAGUGGAGCCGGAAUUUCUUAACAGAACAGAACAGGAAUCCCUUCAAAAAACGGUAAAAAGGCCCGAAUUUUCUGGAAAUGAAAACAAGACGGAUAGUGAAUUACCCUCUAAGACUACUUUCACUAAUGUGGUCAGUACAUCGACACGAAUGGACGAAUCUUCCGGGGAAGAACAAGUUCCACAGAAAACAGCGGCAGCUGAAUCUGCAAGUUUUGAAGAAUCAGCUAAAAGCGAAGUACUUGCUGGUGUAACUGCGAAAACGUUGUCGCCAGAAAGCAAGGAAUUUGAUGAGAAUACCGGGACGAAUGCUGACAAGGAGCAGGAUUUGGAGGGAACAGCAAUGGCUUUUACACUCCAAACAAUUCAUGCCAAACAAGAGGAACGAGGCCCGACUGAAAUAGCAGCAGAAACGCUCAGCGGUGAACAGGUGUCUGAGCAACAAAGCGUGAACAGUAGAAAUCGAAAUCGUGGUGCUGGCAGUGGUGGAGAUGCUGGUGCGUUUUACGGUAGACAAAGACAGAAAAAGUGGCGCAGGGGUGGGAUGUACUCCGAUAUGGCGGACGCGUGUGGUGGUGGUGGUGCUGGAAGAAACGCUCAACAAGAACCGACUGAUUCCCGAAAUUACAUGCAGGAGCAAGGCUACGUCAGGUUUUCGGAUUAUCAGCAAGAACAAGGAAGUUCCACUAUUCAAAGCCAGUACCAGCAACAAACUGGCGGGGCUGGCAAAGGUGGCGAAAGUCAUCGAAAACGAAACAAGAGGAAUAGGCGA
This is a messenger RNA of Gongylonema pulchrum, 2505 nucleotides long. The record is from the annotation of a GenBank genome assembly. Lineage: Eukaryota; Metazoa; Nematoda; Chromadorea; Rhabditida; Gongylonematidae.